Molecule: messenger RNA, 1080 nt
Organism: Odocoileus virginianus texanus
Lineage: Eukaryota; Metazoa; Chordata; Mammalia; Artiodactyla; Cervidae
Source: RefSeq, a predicted model, not a curated record
AUGUCAGCCCUGGCCGAGGCCGAAGUGUCAGCCCUGCCUGCACCAGAAGUGCCAGCCGUGCCUGCACCAGAAGGGGCAGCACUGGCUGAGGCAGAAGGGGCAGCACUGGCUGAGACAGAAGGGCCAGGCCUGGCUGAGGCAGACAUGUCAGCCCUGGCUGAAGCCGAAGUGCCAGCCCUGGCUGCACCAGAAGUGCCAGCACUGGCUGAGGCUGAAGGGCCAGGCCUGGCUGAGGCAGAAGGGCCAGGCUUGGUCCUGGCAGACAUCUCAGCCCUGGCUGAGGCUGAAGUGCCAGGUCUGGCUGAGGCAGAAGGGCCAGCACUGGCCAAGGCAGAAGGGCCAGCACUGGCUGAGGCCAAAGGGCCAGCACUGGCUGAGACAGAAGGACCAGGCCUGGCCCUGGCAGACAUGUCAGCCCUAGCCGAGGCCGAAGUGCCAGCCCUGGCUGCAUCAGAAGUGCCAGGUCUGGCCGAGGCAGAAGGGCCAGGCCUGGCCCUGGCAGACAUGUCAGCCCUGGCCGAGGGUGAAGUGCCAGCCCUGGCUGCACCAGAAGUGCCAGGUCUGGCUGAGGCAGAAGGGCCAGCACUGGCCAAGGCAGAAGGGCCAGCACUGGCUGAGGCAGAAGGGCCAGCACUGGCUGAGGCAGAAGGGCCAGCACUGGCUGAGACAGAAGGACCAGGCCUGGCCCUGGCAGACAUGUCAGCCCUAGCCGAGGCCGAAGUGCCAGCCCUGGCUGCAUCAGAAGUGCCAGGUCUGGCCGAGGCAGAAGGGCCAGGCCUGGCCCUGGCAGACAUGUCAGCCCUGGCCGAGGCCGAAGUGCCAGCCCUGGCUGCAUCAGAAGUGCCAGGUCUGGCCAAGGCAGAAGGGCCAGCACUGGCUGAGAUAGAAGGGCCAGGCCUGGCUGAGGCAGAAGGGCCAGGCCUGGCUGAGGCAGAAGGGCCAGGCUUGGUCCUGGCAGACAUCUCAUCCCUGGCUGAGGCCAAACUGCCAGCCCUGGCUGCACCAGAAGUGCCAGGUUUGGCUGAGGCAGAAGGGCCAGAACUGGCCGAGGCAGAAGGGUCAGGCCUGGCAGAGGCAUAA